This is a messenger RNA of Cylicostephanus goldi, 1172 nucleotides long. The record is from the annotation of a GenBank genome assembly. Lineage: Eukaryota; Metazoa; Nematoda; Chromadorea; Rhabditida; Strongylidae.
UUUUUUAGUCAAAAGCACAAAGCAGACGCUGACAUCCAAACUCUCAAGGAGACAAUUCGAAAAUUAGAACAGGAACUAGAGAAACUUCGCAACGAAAAUAAAACACUCGAGGCAAAAGAGGAACGUGCUCGAGAUCUGCAUAAUCAACAACUAAACCGAGCAAAUCUGCUUUCUAAGGAACUCGACGAUUCUAAGCAUGAAAUCACGGAACUCAAUGAUAAAAUCAGAGCACUUGAAGAUGAAAUCCGCGAUUUGCGCGAUAGGAUAAAGGGAGUUAAGGACACCACAAAGAGUAGAACCACCACAACAACUAUCACGAGAACGAUUCGUCAAGGACCUGGAGGCGAGACAAUCGAAGGUGAUGAGGUUACCAUACCUGGUUCAACAGAUACUGACCGUACAGUUGACCGAUACCACGAUGAUCUCCUUUCUGAUUUGCGGGUCAAGGAAAUCAAUGACAAGUGGAAGUUGCAGCUCGAGAAACUUGAAAAUGAAAAGGACGACCUGGAGCGUCGCAUCCGCGAACUGGAAGACGAGUUAGCACAAGUUGGAAGAGGAAACGAACGUCAGGAGAACGACGUGUCAGAGCUCAAGCGCAAGCAUGCUAUCGAAAUCGACAAGCUUCGUUCCGAGAUCAACUCACUUCACGAUAAGCACCUAAGCGAUCUCGACGACGAGAAGGAGCAGUACGGAAAGGCUGUUGAAAACCUCAAAGUUGUGGAGGAAGAUCUUCGCGAAAAAGUACGCAACUUGGAAAAGCAACUCGCCGACGCUCUUAAUAGAGAGGCUGACCUCGAGCGCGAGAAGCGUGACAAUGAAGCUAAAGUCAAUACUUUGACAACUCAAAACCAGAAACUACGCGAUGAUAUGGAAGACUUGCGUAACGAGAUGGACAAGGAAAUCCAAAAAUGGAAGACUGACGCGUACCAGGUGCGAUCUGAAGCCAAAGCUCUCGAGACCACCAAUACUGGUCUUAAAGCUCAGCUGCAAGCUGCCAAUGACCGUAUUGAGCAUCUGAAUAAAACUGUCAAUGACAGUACUAACAAAAUACGCGAACUGUCGUCACAAGUGCGCCAUCUUGAAGAAGAGCUCACUGACACAAAAUCCAAUCUCACACAGAAAGAAUCAGAUCUUGAAAGCACUACCAACAGGUUGGUUGAUGACGAAUAAUA